Eimeria maxima is the source of this 909-nucleotide messenger RNA. Its product is annotated as ribosomal RNA large subunit methyltransferase J, putative. Gene Ontology annotation, biological process: RNA methylation. Gene Ontology annotation, molecular function: rRNA (uridine-2'-O-ribose)-methyltransferase activity. The record is from RefSeq and is a predicted model, not a curated record. Lineage: Eukaryota; Apicomplexa; Conoidasida; Eucoccidiorida; Eimeriidae. The transcript is spliced from 5 exons. The coding region runs from base 1 to 909 and encodes 302 amino acids.
AUGAUUCGCGGCGCAGCCGGGAGGCUGACUGUGCAGGCCACGGCGUCGAAACAGCAGAGCUUGGCAACAGCCCUUCAGUGUUACUGCCGCAGAUGGACUAUUGGAGGUACCAUUACUACGCUGCCCAAUGCAACUGUUCGCCGCUCACUGACUACUGCAAUCCCCUCGAUAAGAAACCAUCGCUCACAACACAGUUCUGAGUGGAUCCGCCGUCAUAUUACAGAUCCUUACGUCCAGCGAGCGCAAGAGUGUGACUACAGAAGUCGUUCAGCGUUUAAGUUGAAGCAGCUUGAUGACGAAUAUCUUUUUCUAAGGAAGGAUCGCGUUGUUCUUGACUUGGGGUGCUACCCAGGAGGAUGGUGCCAGGUAGCUGCCAAGCGCUGUCUGGUGCCAGGACACGAACCAACAGAUCAACCCAACGGUGGAGCCUCGACGCCAUCAACUUCCCGUGUCAUUGGGGUUGAUGUCGCCCAGAUGGACCCACUCUCCAACGUGCAGUUUAUUCGGGGGAGGGUUGGCGACGCGAAGACUCUGCAUGCGGUGCUGCAAGCACUGGGAGAUCGAAAGGCAGAUGUUGUGUUGAGUGAUAUGGCACCGGCAUGCACUGGCAUUAGGCACGAUGACCACUACAAUUCUGUGGAGCUUUGCCUCUACGCCGCUGACCUAAUGGAGCAGGUUCUGUGCCUUGGUGGGACUUUCGUCGUUAAGAUAUUCAUGGGGAGCGAAACCGGCAACUACAAAACGUAUCUUAAGAGCAGGUUCAGUCGCGUUACGUCCGCUAAGCCACGGGCUUGUCGCCAAGAGUCGCGGGAAAUGUAUUUCGUCUGCACGGGAUUUAAAGGACGAGACAAAAUGUCUACAGAGGUACAAAUCAAAGGGUCCUUCUCUGCUCGAGAGGGAUACGCAUAA